CAGGAGUCAGUCUGCUGUGGACACAAGAAGUAUCAAUCAUCCCCUCAUGUGGAGCUUGAGAUUUUGCCUUUAGUGAUGCCUGGGAUUUUCUUGUGGCUUUAAAAGGAAGGAGUGACACUUGCUCAUAGUGCACAGAGAGAGCUUUGUGGAUUGAACCAGCAGCUCUGGGACCAAACCGCCUGAAGAUCCAGUGACGAGCAAAAUGCCAGAAAACUCUCUACAGUCCUGCAGCUUCUGAAUCAUGGGGAAUGUCGAGAGUCAGCAUGGGGACCACGGCCUCUACGGUAACGAGCGUGGCUAUUUGUCACGGAAGCAAAUGUCUCGGUCUCUCCGCAUCUCCAACAAGCAGUCCAGCAGGCGCUCUCGACACGCCUCAUCCGGGAAGAUAGAGCACAGGAACUCUGAGACCAGCACGCGCUCCAGCAGCACUCCCAGCAUCCCACAGUCCCUGGCUGACCACGGCCUGGAACCCUUCAACGAGACAAAUGUCCUGCCCGACUUCGGAAGCCCCAUUUGGGUGGAUCGCGUGGCCAUGAACCUGCGACCCGUGUCCUUCCACAAUGACCUGGCCAAUCCCUCCGUGCACAUGAACACGAUGCACAUCACCCUGCCCGGGGCCACAGCGGAGGAGGUGCAGGACGAGGACGUGUACACGGGCGAGGUGACGUACCUCCAGAAGACCCGGGACGGGACCAAGGAGACCAUCAUCUUCAAGAAGAAGCGGUCGAAGUCUGCUGACAUGUGGCGAGAUGACAGCCUGGAGUUCUCCCUGUCCGACCUCAGCCAGGAGCAGCUGACCAGCACGGAGGAAAUCAUCGACCCGGCCAAUGAGAGAGACUUUACCGACUGUGAAGGCCACCUGCAGGCCAGCCCCACGGACUCCACCGACAGGGCCAACUCCCUGGACGAGCUGUACAGCCAGAAGAGCCCUGCCCGCAGGCUGCCCCACGGCCGCUAUGCCAAGUGGCACGACGCCAACCGGGUUAUCAGGGAAGGAGAGGACGAUAAGAGGCUCUCGCCGUCAGAGGAGGACGGCAACAGUUACGGCGCGUACACCCUUCCCUGCCGGCGCUCCCACUGCCUGUCCGAAGGCCUGAGCAGCCACCAGGCCGCCAUCUGUGCCAGCAUGCAGGGCAGGAGGGCGAAGACCAUACAGGAUGUCACAGCCGGGGAGGGCAGCGAGUACGAGGACAGCGGGAUCGACGGGGUGACCGUGGAGCCGGAGCACCAGUCCAGACGCUACAAGACCAUGUCGGCCUCCUUCUCCGUGUGCUCGGCCCACGGCAGGGGCAUGUUCGCCGGCAGCGACAGCGGCAGCAGCAGCGGCGGCGGGGCCAGCGAGUGCGUGCAGGGCGUGUACGAGAACUUUCGCCAGGAGCUGGAGAUGAGCUCCUGCCAGACGGAGAGCCUGGAGGAGGCCGGCUCCGCCCUGAGCGACGAGCAGAGCACCAUGAGCUCCGCCUACCAGUCCGACCAGCUGCUGAGCGUGGCCCAGGGGAUGGUGAGGAAGGCCGGCAGGCUCGCCGUCAAGAACUUCCUCGUGCAUAAGAAGAACAAGAAGGUGGAGUCGGCCACACGGCGCAAGUGGAAGAGUUACUGGGUUUCCCUGAAAGGUUGCACGCUGUUCUUCUACGAGACUGACGGCGGGUCAGGCAUCGACAACAACAGUAUCCCCAAGCACGCCAUCUGGGUGGAGAACAGCAUCGUCCAGGCCGUGCCGGAGCAUCCCAAAAAGGACUUUGUGUUCUGUCUCAGCAACUCCCUGGGGGAUGCUUUUCUGUUCCAGACCUGCAGCCAGACGGAGCUGGAGAACUGGAUCACGGCCAUCCACUCGGCCUGUGCCACCGCGGUCGCCCGGCAGCACCACCGGGACGACACGGUGCGGCUGCUUCGCGCCGAGAUGAAGAAGCUGGAGCAGAAGAUCGACAUGGACGAGAAGAUGAAGAAGAUGGGGGACAUGCAGCUGUCGGCCGUCACCGACACCAAGAAGAGGAAGACGAUCCUGGAGCAGAUCUUCCUCUGGGAGCAGAACCUGGAGCAGUUUCACAUGGAUCUGUUCCGCUUCAGGUGCUACCUGGCCAGCCUGCAGGGAGGAGAGCUGCCCAACCCCAAGCGCCUCCUGGCCUUCGCCUCUCGCCCCACCAAGCUGGCAAUGGGCCGACUGGGAAUAUUCUCUGUCUCCUCCUUCCACGCACUGGUGGCAGCGCGCACAGAGACCGGAGUGAGGCGGCGGGCGCAGGCCAUGUCUCGAUCCUGCAGCAAACGCAAGAGCAGGUUCUCCUCGCUCUGGGGUCUGGACACGACCUCCAAGAAGAAGACGAAAGCCCAUCCCACCAUCAACCAGGUCUUUGCUGAUGGCGAGGAGCCCGUGAAACAGCCUGGAGAUGGAAUAUAUGCGGAUCCUGCGAAGGAACACAGAAGAAGUGAGGCGGGAACUGUGAAGAGCCUCCCACGGCCCAGCACGGAGAGCGACAUCUGGGUCCCCGACCACCUCACCCCCUCCUGGGUGUGUCUGCCAAACGACCAGCCUGUGCUCACCAUCAUCCAACCGGGGGAAUCGGCACUGUGUGUCCUGGAAACCAUCUGCAAGGCUCACCAGCUCGAUUCCACCAAGCACUACCUGAGACUCAAGUUCCUCAUCGAAAACAAAGUGCAAUUCUACAUCCCCAAGCCGGAGGAGGACGUGUGUGACCUGCUUUACAAGGAAAUUGAGCUGUGCUCCAAGAUAACAAAAGUGAUCCAGUUUGACAGAGACGAGUCCUGCAUGAUCGGCUAUGGUUUCUCCAUUUCAGUGGUGGAGGAGGAUGGCGUGCAGCAGCUCUACAUCACCGACGUGAAGGCGGGCGGAUUAGCCUUUGCCAAAGGUCUGAACGCAGGGGAUGAAAUACUUCAGCUGAACGGGAAGGCCUCCCACAGCCUGAACUUCUCCGACAUGAAGGCGGCGUUCUCUCAGGCGUCUCUGGCCCUGACGGUCAACACGCUGCCCUCCGUGGAGCGCCGGCAGCUGUGCUACGUGCCGCCGCGGCGCUCCGACGAGGAGGAGGACCUCUACACCGACAUCUUCUCCCAGAGUCAAGAGGACAUCCUGGACGUGGGGGUGGGUCUGCUGCUGGAGAGCUCAGGGGACAGCCUGGACGACGACUCUGAGAUCUUCAGGGACUUCGAGUGCAGCAAGAGCACGGAGCAGGUCGCCGCUUUCUGCCGCAGCCUCCAUGACAUGAAUCCCUCGGAGUGCGUGUCCUCCUCGCCCAGCCCGGAGUCGCCCUUCCCGCCGCCCGCAACCCUCCGGCAGCUCUCCGACGCCGACAAGCUCCGCAAAGUCAUCUGCGAGCUGGUGGAGACCGAGCGGGCCUACGUCAAAGAUCUCAACUGCCUCAUCGGGAGAUAUUUAACCCCCCUGCAGAAGGAGACCUUCCUCACUCAGGAUGAGUUGGAUGUGCUGUUUGGGAAUUUGCUGGAAAUGGUGGAGUUUCAAGUCGAGUUUCUGAAGACCCUGGAAGAUGGGACCAGAUUGGUUCCAGAUCUGGAGAAGCUGGAGCGAGUGGACCAGUUUAAGAAAAUCCUCUUCUCCCUGGGAGGCUCCUUCCUGUACUAUGCAGACCGUUUCAAGAUCUACAGUGCUUUCUGCGCCAGCCACACCAAAGUCCCGAAGGUCCUCGUAAAGGCCAAAACCGACCAGGAUUUCAAGGCCUUCCUGGAGGAGCGCAACCCCAAGCAGCAGCACUCCUCCACCCUGGAGUCCUAUCUGAUCAAACCCAUCCAGAGGGUCCUGAAGUACCCGCUGCUGCUGAAGGAGCUCUACUCGCUCACGGACCCGGACAGCGAGGAGCACUACCACCUGGACGUUGCCAUGAAAGCCAUGAACAAAGUGGCCAGCCACAUCAACGAGAUGCAGAAGAUCCACGAGGAGUUCGGAGCGGUGUUCGAUCACCUCAUCACCGAACAGAGCGGCGAAAAGAAAGAGGUUGCUGAUCUGUCGAUGGGGGACCUGUUACUCCACACCAGCGUCGCCUGGCUCAACCCGCCUGCCUCCUCAGGGAAGUGGAAGAAAGAGCCGCAGAUAGCAACGUUUGUGUUCAAAACGGCGGUCGUCUUCGUUUGCAAGGACGGGUCCAAGCAGAAGAAGAAAAUGGGUGGCUCCCAUCGAGCCUCCAUAUCUUCAGAUGAUAAAGACCCUUUCCGAUUCCGUCACAUGAUCCCCACCGACGCCCUUCAAGUCCGAUCCUUGGCCAACACAGACGGCGAAGGCUCUGCCGUGUGUGAGAUCGUCCACACGAGGUCGGAGUCGGAGGGGCGGCCGGAGAGGACGUUUCAGCUCUGCUGCAGCUCUCCAGAGAGUAGAAAGGAUUUCCUGAAAACCGUCCAUUCCAUCCUGAGGGAGAAGCACCGCCGGCAGCUCCUGAAGACGGAGAGUUUGCCCCUCAACCAGCAGUACGUGCCCUUCGGGGGGAAGCGUCUCUGUGCCCUGAAGGGAGCACGGCCCGUCAUCAACAGAGCAGCAUCUGCCCCGACCCGGACUCUGGGCCGGAGGAAGCUCGUGCGCAACCGCUUCACCAUCGACACGGACAUCGUGUUUGACGGUGAACCCGAGCCGGACCUCCCCUCUCCAGAGGAGCCCGUCUCCACCCGUCUGCAGGAGGAGGACAAACCUGAUCAGCAGCAGCAGGUAGCAGGCGACACGGACCGCUGGGUGGAGGAGCAGUUCGACCUCGAGGAGUACGAGGACCAGGAGGAGGUGAAGGAGACGGACAUCUUGAGCGACGACGACGAGCUCGGUCAGACGCCCGGGGCGCCGUCCGCCGAGGCCGACCUGGAGGCCCCCGUCAUGGCUCUGUCCUUGGAGGGUGGGGAGGGUGGGGAGGCGGAGGAGAGCAAAGGCCUCAAGUCCCCAGCAGUAAGCGAACCACAUGACCCUGAGCUGGUUGACGCGGAGAAGCCGAGCGCUGCGUGCGACGAGGAGGAGGAGGAUCAGAGGAAGAGGGGUGAGGUCUGGGUGAGAAGGGAUCCGUCCUCUUCAUCCCCCGACUGCGACCUGUGAGAGCUGGACGAGGACGGCCACACAAAAGUGUUUUCUCAGCUUUCCACCAGGCUCCAUUCAGAUCAGUCAUCAGUCUUCACCCACAGUGCAUGACGUGCAUUGACGUAUAUCACAAAGCUAGUAGAGGAAACUUGCUUUCUGUACAGGUUAAGAUCACCAGUGGAGCAAUACAGGAACCCGGAGCGGGGGGGGGGAACGCGGCCCCCCUAAACAAAUGCUGUUACAUACGAGUGGAAGCUUUGAGAGACGAGCUAACGGUACAAUCACGGAGUCUAAUCAGUGGCUUGGAUCGGCAUGGUUUGCACAUUCGGGCGGCAUCCUAUAGUCCUGCCUGCUGUUGCCAAAUUUGGGUAUCGUGAGAACAUUAAUAAUCGUUUUCUGUCCAUGUGACUCAGAGAUAUUAUCUUAGUUAAGGGCUGUGUAUUAUUUGUCCUUAAGGAAAAUUAGAUUUAAUCAUUUUAAAAAGCCUCGUCUUGCACCGUUUACUGUACUUGUACAUUUUUACAUGAAUUAUACACUGACUCGGUUUUUUUUGGGGGGGGGGGGGGGGACAUACUUCCUGGUUGUGUAUUAUAUGAUUUCUAUGAUCUCUCUUUGUUUUACAGACUUAUCGUUUUUAGCCUGGAAUAUAUUUUGUGUGAUCUCUCUGAUAUAUUAAAAUAGUGGCGUCAUGUAAUAGCCCCUGUGUCACAGAGACGAGGGGAUUUUAAUUUGUUUUUAACUUAACAUAAUCCUGUUUUACUUGAAUCUGCAUUUGCUGUUUUGUUUUUUAUUUACUGUGAAACCGUUUUUGACAUGUUUUCCCUCUUUGGCUCUUCAGUAUUCAAAGAACACUCGACGUCACACACGUUAACAUUUCACGUGCACACUCUGUAUUGUAGAGAAUUUGCACAUCUGCCACUUGUGUGUUCACAAAAGAUCAAAUAUUGUUCGCUGGUAAUGAAUUACAAAGCAAUGGAUUUUAUUUAUUCACAUGUAAAUUAAUUUUGUGUGCGCAGAACGCAAGUAGUGGUUUUAUUUUUUUUUCCUUCUUCACAAAGAAAGUCCAAAUGUGCUCAAGCAAUCAAAGGGGAAGACGUGCAGAAUGCCUAAAGAGAAUGAUCUCAUACUUGUAAACAACUCAUUGUGCUACUAAGACUGCAUUUUUAU
This is a messenger RNA of Pleuronectes platessa (European plaice), 6187 nucleotides long. Its product is annotated as rho guanine nucleotide exchange factor TIAM1. Gene Ontology annotation, cellular component: synapse; plasma membrane; cytosol. The coding region runs from base 242 to 5038 and encodes 1598 amino acids. Gene Ontology annotation, biological process: positive regulation of axonogenesis; activation of GTPase activity; small GTPase-mediated signal transduction. Gene Ontology annotation, molecular function: protein binding; guanyl-nucleotide exchange factor activity. Lineage: Eukaryota; Metazoa; Chordata; Actinopteri; Pleuronectiformes; Pleuronectidae. The transcript is spliced from 27 exons. The record is from RefSeq and is a predicted model, not a curated record.